This is a messenger RNA of Saccharomycodes ludwigii, 3621 nucleotides long. It is a transcript of the gene DUF1, whose product is annotated as Duf1p. Gene Ontology annotation, molecular function: ubiquitin binding. Gene Ontology annotation, biological process: protein deubiquitination; double-strand break repair via homologous recombination. Bases 1 to 3621 code for a protein of 1206 amino acids. The transcript has a single exon. The record is from RefSeq and is a predicted model, not a curated record. NCBI's taxonomy places the organism in Eukaryota, Fungi, Ascomycota, Saccharomycetes, Saccharomycodales, Saccharomycodaceae.
AUGAGUACCAGUGGGAAGUCCAUGUCACAACAACAGAAAACUUCUGCAACAACAAUGAACAACGACCAUAAACAAUACACAUUCUCAUAUAUUUUAAGCCCCAAUGUAGAACUAUCCCCGAUGCAUAUAUUAGCAGUUACAAAAAUAUUAUAUUUUAACAAUGGAACGACUACCAACAAUAAUAACAAUAUUUUAACUGGAGGUAGAGAUGGUACCAUUAUUAAUCACAGAAGUAAUAAAGCAAUGCAUAUUCAUAGCGACUGGAUAAGUGACAUUAUCCAGGUUGAUCUCAACGACAGUCAUAGUCCCUCCCCAUAUUUGUUAUUUCUAACAACUUCACAUGAUUUUAGUAUUGGAUAUUUAAGAGUUAACAAGUAUGAUCCAGAAGAUUGGUAUUUUAAGAUUAUUGGCUAUCAUGCAGAUUACGUUAAAAAAAUAUUCGUUAUAAAAACCAACAAUAAGAAUCAACAGCAAGAGCAUGAUGGAAAUGUGGUGGUUUUUGGGACCAUUGGUCUAGAUGAAAAGUUAAAAAUAUGGAAAUAUACAGAUUGCAUGGAUAGUGCUAUCGGUAAUGAAAGCAAUAAUAAAAAGCACCGUUCACACAAGAGCACCGACGACAAUAUAAUGGCCGAAUUGUUAUGCACCUUUGAUAAUAGCACUGAUUCGGUUCUUUAUAGCAAGAGUAAUAUAUUGGCCAGCACUCUUUCCUUGAGCAACAAUAACAACAAUUUUAGUUCUUUGUAUGGGUGUUGCUAUUUUAAAGACUUUAAUAUAGUGGUUAUUGGAGACAGCAAUGGGAAAUUGAAAUUUCUAAGAAUAUUGCCGGCAGGGCUCAGUGACAAUGGCGAGAGUGAAGUUUUAUUACAACUAUUUUACCAACAUGAUAAUGAGAAACAGUGCAAUGUCAAGUUUAUUCACGAACUCCCUCAUCGAGAUAAUACUAAUGACUCUACAAAAAUGCUGGUUGUUUACAGCACAGGGUUAUUUGAGCUAUGGAAUGUAUCCAAUCAGAUAUCGUUAAUUAUGAGACUAGAAGCUUGGAAUUGGGAUUGCUCUAUUUGGUGCUGUACGGACGGUCUUGGUUAUUCUGAUACCGGCACAUCGGUUGUAAUUGGCGAUUCCGAGGGAAAGAUAUCUCUACUUAAUAUUUAUAAUAAUAACAUGUUAUCUACGGAACUGAUAUACCAGUCAAAAUAUAAUAGUAAAGACAAUGAUUCCAUAAUUAACCAUGAUCAUAAUCCAGGUAUACUAUCUCUAGCAGUAGAUAAUUCCAACAAUAAUCUAUGGUUUUCUCCUUCCAAUUCUUCUGAUUUAUAUUAUUUCAACUUGGGUAGUAAUAUCUCCGAUACUAUAUUUAAUGGUAGACAAAUAACACCACAAGUGAUAAGAGGUGGACAUGCGCUUUGCAAAUGUUCUUUAUUAAUGAAUAGACGCCAUGUUAUAACCGAAAAUACCAAGGGUGAAAUACAGAAGUGGGAUAUAAUUUCUUGUGAACUCUUGGAAGUUUUCCCACCAGGUUGCAAAUUCGAUGAAGUUGUUUCCAAUUGCAAUACCAAGGAAAUUUUGCCUCAUUGGUGCACUGUGUCUAUUAAAACGGGGAAAUUAUGUAUUAAACUAUCACCAAAGUUUCUAAGUUGUGAAGUUUAUGGGGGUGCGCUAAGUGGCUACGAUUUUAUUAAUGACAAAUCAAUAGCUUAUCAGUAUACAACAACAAAUCCCAAGAAAUUAAUAUCCCAACAUCAGCAUCAGCAAACGAAUCAACCUUUUAUAUUGGACAAAGAUUUACGCUAUAAUUUGGGGAAAAUAGUUUUAAACUCUCUACUCUAUCAAUUUGUGGAAUUUGAAUUUUUCAAAGACUUGAAAUUUAGAAAAGAACUAUUUAAUUACCAACAGCAAGUCCAAGUGCAACAACGUCAGGGUAAAAAGAAAAGCAGUAAUCAUAAUUCCAUGCCAAAUACACCUGUGACUGCUAACUCUUCAUUUAUAUCUUCAAAUAACGGCACUGAUGAUUAUUUUUCAAAUAAACCUACAGGGGCUAUUAUGGACAAUAAUUAUAAGAACACUUUUGAAAAAAAUGCUGAACCGUUAUCUACAGAAAAGAAAAAAAGACUAUCUAUUUUCACUAAAUUUACGUCUACUUCAAGCACCCCACAUUCAACGCCGAGUACACCAGUUUUUACAGAGGCUGGUGCUUCUAUUCAUACCAAUACAGCUAUGCCUACCAAGCCUACUAGUCAACCUUCUUUGAAUAGUACUGCUUCUUUUUCUAAUAAUAAUAAUAAUAAUAAUAAUAAUAAUAAUAACAGUAGUAGUGUCGUCAAUGGAAGUGCUAACAAAACAGUUAACUCACCUUCAUAUUUAACCCGUAGACUAAAAAAGCUUUCAAUGGCAGGCAGUAACUAUUCGACAGAUGAUUUCUCAAGUGAUUUGGAAAACUCCUUGCAGACACUCCCACCUCAAACAAGUGGGGGCUCAUCCUUCCUUCCUCAUAAUGAUUUGGUGAACUUUUCAUCCACUGACAUGCCUAAAAACAGCAUCCAUAGUGGUGAUGCUGCUACGGCAAAUACCGGUACCAAUAUUCGUAAAACUGAAUUUAUUAGUGAUUUCAUCAAGAAUAUUUAUGAUGAGUAUAAGAAAGCAUUUGAUAAUAAAAAUGGAACUUCUAGUGGCAGCGAUAGUAACAAUUCUUCCUCUGGGCUUUUUAAUUCCACCACCAGUAGUAAUACUAAUGGUAAUAGUUCUGGGAACAAUACUUCCAAUAGCGGCAGCAGUGGCAGCAAUAGCAACGGUUCAUCUUCCUUUAAUAAAUUUAAAUUAAGUUCAAAGAAACCAAUGCUGCUUGAAUCCAAGUUAUCUCAAGAUUAUUCAUCCCCAUUAAUAAAACUUAAAUCUGAUUGCUUGUUGAUUGUUAAUAAAAAAUUGGAAAGUGGCGAGAUUGUUUAUUUUUCUACGACACGAUCAAUACCGACUAAUAUAGAGAACACUACUGAUACUAAUACAAUUGCCACUAACAAUAACGAUAUCGUGAAUGCAAAAGUGUAUUACGAAAAUUUGGAGACACACUUGCCGUAUUGGAUGUCUACGACCCUAUUCAAAGACAAGACUGGGAAAUACGUCAAAGCAUAUCCUAAAUUAUCAUUUAUCAUUAAAGAGUAUAAUCCACCGGAUACGGCAUUUAACACGGCUGUUGUAAAGACUUCUAAUAAAAAGGAAGAGUCUAAAUCCAAAAUGCAUUAUUUUGGAUUUGGAGGUGGAAGCAGUAGCAGCAACGCUAAUGGCAACAACUCUGACAGUUCUAAUGUAUUUAGUGAUAGACAUGAUUCUAAAAACCAUAAGGGAUCCAAAUUACCUCUUAUUUCGGAUAACAAUUCCAAGUUGAAUGCUCCAACUAUGAUCAAAGUUAAGAAGAUUCUACUUUAUAUAGUAGAUAGAUUUAAUUCCAAAACCCCAGAAAUGAAACAAAAAAUACCAGCAGACGAGUGGUUAGAAUUGUUAUGUAAGGGACAAGUGUUGGAAAACGAGUUAACGUUAGGUUCAGUAAAGACAUUGUAUUGGAAGAAUUCGGGAGAUAUUGUUUUGGAAUAUAGAAGAAAGAACCGUAGAAAAGUGGGCAAGAAAUAA